Leptinotarsa decemlineata (Colorado potato beetle) is the source of this 2627-nucleotide messenger RNA. RefSeq names its product scavenger receptor class B member 1. NCBI's taxonomy places the organism in Eukaryota, Metazoa, Arthropoda, Insecta, Coleoptera, Chrysomelidae. Gene Ontology annotation, molecular function: scavenger receptor activity. The record is from RefSeq and is a predicted model, not a curated record. Gene Ontology annotation, cellular component: cytoplasm; membrane.
GUUCACCGCGGGUAGUUUAUCAUGGGACUUUAUAAACAAUACUUCAGGAUAAGUCGAUAUGCAAAAAAUCAGUUCCUUGGUCAUCAGGCAAAGAAUGUUACGAAGGAUGGAAUACCUGUACAAAUGCUUAUAUCACAACAUCUUAGCCACAGUCGGCUAGCUGUUAUCUUGAUAGGAGUUUUCACUUUAGCUAUAGGUAUAAUAUUUUCAUCCAUACCAUGGUUGGACUAUAUAAUAUUAAGGAAUUUAAAAUUAAGAGAUGGAUCACUAAGUUUUCAAUACUGGCAAAAACCCGGUGUGAUCCGAUUAACAAAAUUGUACAUAUUCAACGUCACAAAUGCAGAUAACUUCCUGGCUGUUGGGGAGAAACCAAAAUUGCAAGAGAUCGGACCAUUUGUAUACAGAGAAGAUAUGGAGAAAGUCAACAUUCAAUUUCAUGAUAACGGGACAGUAUCUUUUCAACACAAGAAAAUUCUACAAUUCGUUCCAGAACUUUCGGCCGAUAGGAACAAGAAAAUUGUUGUUCCAAACAUCCCUCUCCUGACAUUAGCGACGCAGGCAAACAGUAUGAAUUAUUUCGUUCAGAAAGCCAUCUCGAUCAUGUUAAGCAUGAAUGGAUUUGAACCGUUUGUCACCCUCACAGCAGAUGAAUUGGUUUUUGGUUACGACGACAGACUUGUUUCCCUUGCUCAUCAAUUUUAUCGAAAAAGCAAACGACCAGGCGAAAAAAUGGGCCUGCUCAUCAACCGGAAUGGGACCCUGCCAGAAGUUCACAAUAUCAACACAGGUGUGAAUGGAAUGGAAGAAUUCGGACUGAUCACAAAACUGAACGGGAAGAGUUUCCUUCCCUUCUGGGACCAGGAACCUUGUAACAGUCUGAGCGGAAGCGAAGGUUCUUUUUUUCCACCAAGAUAUUUUACCAAAGCAGAUAUUGUUCACCUUUAUGAUAAGGAUUUGUGUAGGACGCUACCUUUGCAAUACCGUGGGCCAGUUACGAAACAUGGAAUUUCUGCAGACCUCUACACACCGCCAGACACCACGAUGGAAUCAGUAGAUAAAUAUCCGGAAAACAAAUGCUAUUGUCCACGUAAUGAAUACUGCCCUCCUAAAGGACUUCAAAAUAUCAGCCCUUGUCAAUUUGAUGCUCCAGUAUAUAUCUCUUACCCCCAUUUUCUUGAUGCUGAUCCAAGUUUAAUCGAACAUGUAGAAGGACUCAAACCAGAUCGAGAAAAGCAUCAAUCGUACUUCAAAAUUCAACCUAAACUGGGAGUGCCAGUAGAAGGAAAGAUACGAGUGCAGUUGAAUCUGAAAGUUGAUCAGGCCCCAUACAUCGUCGCUGUUAAAAAUUUUCCAAGUAUGGUGUUUCCCAUCAUCUGGCUUGAAGAGGGAAUUGAUGACCUCACUCCGCCGAUUAGAAGAUGGAUAUACUUGGCUACGACUGUUGGAGACAUCGCUAGUCCACUUCUGACAUAUGGUUGCAUAUUUUUGGGUACUUGUGUUAUACUUGGAGCUUUCGUUAACGCAUACAAGUCUCUUCUGUUCACCAAGGAAACCAUUGAAAUAGGAAUGAAGAACAUUCGUAGGCGUAGUAGCGCAUACAUCUACAAUUCCAACAGAUUCAUUUCCAGAAGGGACACUUAUACAUUACUCGAUUUGGACGAAGAGGGCUCGACGAUGUAGUCUGAUAAAUCUUAAGCGGCCACAUUCAGAAAACUUAGAACAACUUACAAAUUAUUUUAGUUUCAACUCUUUAGUGUUGACUUGCCCCACCAACCCCCACAAAACGGCUGGGAUUAGAUUGUACAUUAGAGUUAGAUUUUACCGCAAUUUGAUUUAGUUCUUCUUUGCAAUUGCAGGAACUAGUUGUAUUUCGUCUCUGAGAGUACAUCGUUAAGACGUUGAUUACGAAUCUCUUUGAAGCAGUAGAGUUGUAGUUUUUAUCGUAUUGCGGUAAUUGUUUAAAACUACAAAAAAUUGGAGAACAAGAAAAUCAACACCAGUUUGAAAAUUGUCUAACAAUGCCACUGAACAUUGAGGUAACUUGAGUUAGUAUAAGUGACAACGACAAAGUGAAAACAACUACUUCAUCUUAAAAGUACCUACUUUAAAAACUUUAUUUAUGAUUUUUGUAAAGUAACUUGACAUUUUUUGAUGGAAUGAAAUUACAAAUUAAUCAACCUAAUGACAUAUUUUUUAAUAUCGACACUACUCUUCCUUCCAGUUCAAAUGUAUGUGAAGAUUUUUUUUUUGAAAAACAAGCGAAUACUCUUUCUAAUUUUCAUUGUCAAGUUUCAAGUUGUAUAUAUAAAUAUGAAACUUUUUUGGUCCUGAUAUAUGCAUUCAUGUAGUCAUAAACUUAGAUCAUUGUGGUUAGCCAAAAAGAUCAAGGGUAGGUAUUUUAAUUAUUUACAAAAUGAGUUUUACUUUUUUGAUAUUAGUUUUACUCUUUUGAGGUCUGAAAGUAAUUUAUAAAGUUCUUAUGAAAUAUUCUGGAAUAAUUAAUUUUGUAGCAGAAUAAAAAACACCCCUUUUUGCUCAAUUUAGAAAUAUAAUGUGAUAGAGAAAGUGCAAAAUAUUUUGCCUUUUUUACUAUUAUUUUACCUAGAAAAUAUAUAUUUAUAUCAUAA